CCAAAUCUAUCAUAUAAAUUAGGGCUCCUUGCCUCUUUGAUUCUGGAUUUUGAAUUCUAACAGCUGAAGUGUGAUUGGAAGCAUCAAUUGAAGCUCCAUUCUUCGAUUAACGUGCGUUCGAUUUUGUUUUACGCACUUUCUUUCCUGCAAUCUUUAUACUGUUCAGAAAUUGAAAUUUUUUAUUCUGUGACCAAUUUUUUUUCUAUCUGCACAUGGGUUUCUGUUGAAGAAUUUGUGGAAUGUAAUAUAUUCCUGCUCAAACUGAUUGAAAAGGCUUUUAGAAUUAGUUUGUUGGGUCGGAGUCGCUUAAGAUUAAGACUGACUCGGUGAAUAUUGAACCUAAAUUAUGGCUAGUAGGAGCAAUUUCAAAACUCCAAAGAAGGAUGAGAACACCUCAAAUUCGAGCUUUGCUUCUCUAGAAAAUAAUUAUUACGAAGGAGAACGUCUCACCAAUCUGCUCCAUUCAAUCCGUAGAGAGAUCCGAACUGCAAGAGAUUCAGAUGGAACUUCCUUGUCGGAGAAAAUAUGGUUAAAGCAACAAUUCUCUAUCGGGGUCAAUGAUGUAACUCGUGUCCUUGAGCGCAUGAAACCAUGCACUGAAUUAGAAAGCUCUGCUCAGCUCGUUCCUUUAAGAAGCAACAACAAUAAAACUCCUUCAGUUAAGCUUCAGGCUGUGCUUGUAGCUUCUGAUUGUAACCCUCGAUGGCUGACGAAGCAUUUACAAAGUUUGGCUUCAUCAAGGAGUGUGCCCCUUAUCUUUGUUGGAGAUAAUAAACACGGUUCCUUCAGAUUAGGUGAACUUGUUCAACUAAAAACUGCCAUUGCUAUCGGAAUUAAGAUUAAAGACAGCAGCAUAAAUAAAAUUAUUGAGGAGGUUGUUCAAGGGGAUAGAUUUGAACCUCCACCGGACGAUCAAAAUUGAGCAAGAAUAUUUUUUAUGCGUGAAGGGGAUUUCCAAGACCCUUUCACAAAUGUAAUAUUUUGGUACAGAUGUUGUAUAUUGGAUUUAUAACCAAUAAUAGUAUUAGUCUCGCAUUCUAAAGGUGUCGUUCUGUUUUUCUUA
Messenger RNA from Vigna unguiculata (cowpea), 1063 nucleotides. RefSeq names its product Ribosomal protein L7Ae/L30e/S12e/Gadd45 family protein. Lineage: Eukaryota; Viridiplantae; Streptophyta; Magnoliopsida; Fabales; Fabaceae. The record is from RefSeq and is a predicted model, not a curated record.